This is a messenger RNA of Mesitornis unicolor (brown roatelo), 1882 nucleotides long. It is a transcript of the gene CD2AP, whose product is annotated as CD2-associated protein. The transcript has 13 exons. Gene Ontology annotation, molecular function: protein binding. The annotation marks the transcript as partial. The record is from RefSeq and is a predicted model, not a curated record. Lineage: Eukaryota; Metazoa; Chordata; Aves; Mesitornithiformes; Mesitornithidae.
AGCCUGUUUUCAGCGGUCCUACCUCACCUGUGGUCUCUCCAGGAAAUGGGAGUGAACCUGGAUCUGCACCAGCACAGCCAAAGAAAAUCCGAGGUAUUGGGUUUGGAGAUAUCUUUAAAGAAGGCUCGGUGAAACUUAAGACAAGAUUAUCCAGUAAUGAAUCGGAAGAUAAAAAGCAAGAUAAGCCAUCACCUAACCAUCCCCCUGGAACAAAGCUCAUGCAUUUUCCCAGUACAACAAAGCCUGAAAACUCAUCAGAAGUGGUGAAAUCAGAAGCUGAAAGUAAACCAAAAGCCAAGGAAUAUUGCAGGACGAUAUUUUCCUACGAAGGCUCAAAUGAUGAACUCAGCUUUAAAGAAGGCGAGAUCAUUCAAAUAAUCAGUAAGGACACUGGAGAGCCAGGCUGGUGGAAAGGGGAACUCAAUGGUAAAGAAGGAGUCUUCCCAGAUAACUUUGCUGUUCAAAUACAAGAGUCUGAUAAAGACUUCCCUAAGCCAAAGAAACCUCCACCUCCAGUUAAAACUCCAGCUCCAAAGCCUGAAUUGCCAACUGCAGAGAAGAAAUUCCCUUCCUUGAGGCCAGAAGAAAAAGAUGAAAAAGCUUUGGAUCAGAAGCCUUUGAAGCCACAGGCUCCUCAAGUCCCACCCAAGAAGCCUACCCUUCCUACCAAGACGAACAGCUUACUGAGAGCAGGGCUCCUGCACCCCAAACGUCCAGAGAAACCCACUUUGCCUUCAUCUGUGUCCAAAUCUAAUGGAGAAGUUGUUUCUCUUCGACCGAAAUCUGAAGUUGAGCCAGUAGCAAAACCAAAGUUAGACUCUGAACCAUUACCACUUAGACCAAAAUCAGUAGAGGUAGAUUCACUUGUGGUAAAAGGCUCUAAAGAAUCAGAUCCAUUAAGCUUUGAUGCAAUAGCUACCUCAGAUAAUCUAUCGCACCCUACUGCAAACCGACCCAAGAUGCCUGGUAGGAGGCUGCCUUCACGUUUCACUAGCAGCAGUCCUGCAAGUCAAAAUGCGAGUCCAGAAAAAAAUUUGAAGGUGCAGAAAGAAGAAGAAAGUGCCAAACCAAAGCCAGUUGAAUCUAAAAAGCCAUCUGCAUUCAGUCCACCAAUUCCAUCUUCAUCUCAGAGACCGAGUUCUGUUAUACUCAACUUUUUUCCUGGAGACAUCCAACUUAAAGGAGAAACGGAUGAUGAGAAAAUUUCUGUGGAAGAGCUCAGGACUCAGAUUAAUGAUUUGAUGGGUUUAGUAGACGCACUGAAGAAAGAACAUGGGAGAGAACUGGAAAAACUGAAGAAGGAAUUGGAAGAGGAGAAGCUAUUGCGAAGUAAUCUGGAGCUUGAAAUAGAAAAACUGAAGAAAGCAGUGAUGUCUACAUGAUACAGCAAUGGACUCAAUCUUUUUAACUCGCCAGGAAUUCAAAGCUGAACACGAGGAGAACUGACUCUUAUUUCAUAAUAAUGGAUGCUGGUGUUCAACAGUCUUAAAGAAAAAAAUAUAGUAAAAAAAGGAAUAUAGUCUUCUAUUCAGAGAGAUAAACAAAAAAGAAUAAUGGUGUAAUUUUUUUGCCAAUAUAAAAGAGGCCUUAUUUCUUACUGUGCUGGAAUUGCAGACCUUAUUUUUUGGUUUGCUUGAAAAUACUACUGAAUCUGUAUAGAAAAGAGAGGGAAUUCUUCCUAGAUUUUUAUUGAAUACCUGUAGCUUAAUUUUUAAAGAGAUCUAUACUAUAAAUGGGGUGAUCUAUCUUUACAACUAAUCUGUAAAAUAGUCUAUUGGGAGGGAUGGAAUAACCGUAUCGUAAUUGUAGUCACUACUUUUUCCUUACAUGCAAAAGGGAAUAUAUGAUAUUUGUAUAAUUUUUGGCAGUCUUACCUGGGGUU